AUGCCAUUAGACAUAGGUUUUCAAAUUGGGUGCACCAGCGAAUCGUGUGGUAAAGCUGACGUCAAACAGUACCAGUCAGCAAUCGGUGCAUUAAUGUAUUUAGCCAUUUGUACGAGACCGGAUAUUUUACAUUCAGUCGCUAAAUUGGCUCAAAGAAAUCAUAAUCCUCACAAAGAGCAUGAAUCAGGUAUUAAGCAUAUUUUACGAUACCUAUCAAUGACUGAAGAUUAUAAAUUGGUAUAUCGUCGUACGGGCAAACAAAUAGAAGGGUUUGCAGAUGCCGAUUGGGGCAGCAACAGUCUCGACCGUAAAUCAUACACUGGGUAUGUAUUUUUCUUGGGCGGUAGUGCAGUUUCAUGGGAAAGUAAGCGACAAAGCAGCGUUGCCCUCAGUAGCACAGAGGCUGAAUAUAUAGCACUAUCAUCAGCUGCGAAAGAAGCGGUAUAUCUACGACGCCUAAUAGCAGAGAUUGGUGUUUUGAACAACAAUAAUGUAAGCGAUCUACUCGUGUUGAGGAAGAGUGAUGAAAAAGUACUCGAUUACUAUAUAUUACAACCCGAAUAG
Molecule: messenger RNA, 564 nt
Organism: Bactrocera dorsalis (oriental fruit fly)
Lineage: Eukaryota; Metazoa; Arthropoda; Insecta; Diptera; Tephritidae
Exons: 2
Coding region: 1-564 (187 amino acids)
Source: RefSeq, a predicted model, not a curated record